AUAUGAGGGAAUCCAUCAGUAGAUCUUGUCACAGAAACAGAGCACUAGAUCACCUUCCAUCUCAUGAUCUGAUCUGUUUGCAAUAGGAAAGGUAGAUAGAGAAAAGGCUGGUGCAGGGAGUUGAAAUGGAAGGAGGAGCUGUGUUUGGCCUUCUGUCUUGUCUUACAUUUUCCAUUCCGCUGCCCAAAGGGAAAGGAAGGAGUGAGGGAAUCUCUGAGCACAAAGAAGACGAAUAAAAAUCCCAUUUUUAAUACUUCUCCCGUAACCCAAGAAAGACUACUCAGUGAAAGUACAAGGAACCAAUCAAAGGCGAUAGACAGAGAGAGAGAGGCCCGAUGUUGACAUAUCUUCUGUCACUGUUCUUAGACAGUCGUUCAUUUGUUGUGAGAGGCGUUCUUCUAUCUCGGAUCUCUCUCCUCUCCCUUUCGUUGUGGUCCAGGGGAUCUAAGUCCUUAGAUCUGCAGCUGUGUCUCCUGCCAAUGCCCAACUCCAGAUGCCGGGCUCUUCUCGGUAGCUCUUUUUGAUACCAAAAGUUGGACCUUUUUGGCCGAGACUUCGUUGUUCGCGGUGGCGAUACUGGCCCUUGGCUUGGGUUGUCGUCUCCUGGAUCGCUGUAGCCGUUGCCGGCCCUCAAACGGGUGGGGCACCUGGGAAGUUGGCGUUUUUCCAUGGCGGAAGGCCCGCGGCCGCUGGGAUUUUGGAUGUUCCGCGUUCUGAUGUUGAAUCCGCUGCAGCGAUGUCCGCGAGAUGGAUGAGAGGGAGGGGCGAUGUGGAUUGAGAUCAAUUCUUGUUUGAAGAAAUGGUUUGUUGAUGGAAAUUUUGCGAAGAAUGUAUGCUUGUUAGUAUGUGAGAUUAUCCCAAUUCAUCACCAUGGAGUUUAAAGCCCUCUUGCCAUUCAAGCCCCUAAAGAUUUCCCCUUAUGCCAAUUUGCUAUUUGUUCUGCUGAUGGUAUUUCAAAUGGUGAAUUUGGACUUGAGAACAAGGAUUCCUUCAUCUUCAACUGCUGGCCUUAAGAUUGGCAACUCUUGUUGUACCUCUUUUGUGAUUCUAGGAACCUUUUCUUUGUGCUUACUAUUUACUAAUUAUUAAUUCUGAUUCUGAUAAUGAUGCAUGCCAGAUUUUGUUCUACGUUUUGGUGGAUUUGGCAUGUCUCAGUUUCAGGAUGUAUUCAGCUUUCCGAAAUCCUCGACUAGAAGCUUCUUUCCUUGUCAUUCGAUUAGUGCUCUCUCUUGCAUUUUCACUUUUAGGUCUCUCCAUCACUAGACAAUCAAUCUGGGGCUUUCUUGAGAUUAUGAUCUUCAAGCACCUGCUUUUGACCAAAUUUAGUAACUUUGGCUGUGAAGUCGAACAUUGUCAUGUGGGUGUUGAAGUAGCCGCUUUUGGAAAAUCAUAUUUCUUCUGUUCAGCCUUCAGAUAAUUUACUUGCUGGAUGCUGCAGCGCCGAUGAACAAUUCUGCAUCCAGGAUUUGAUGGGAAUUACAUCCAAGUGGCUGUAGCCUAUUGCUAACUGGACUGCUUUAGGAGUCCUUUUUAGCUUGCAAUAUAGCCAUACAGGCUUUCCACGAUCAUCCCAGCAUGUCCUGGUCCCCAAGUCAAUGCCAAAAUCUGUACUAAAGGAAUGGCAACAAAAGUGCAGAAUAAAAAUUACCUUCCAGGAUAUUGUUCCAUGCAGGAUGUUAAGGAGGAUGCAACAAGCGGUUGGUAUACUUACUUUCAGGAUAAGAAAUCAAGUGAGUAUCUCCAUGAUAGUUACGUACCAAAGCUGGUGAAUGGAAACUCAGGGCAGGAUAAAGAAAUGUUAAAGCAGAUGAUGCUUGAACAUGACACCAUAUUUAGGAACCAGGUAUUUGAACUUCAUCGUCUUUAUAGAAUACAGAAAGACUUGAUGAAUGAGUUUCAAACUAGAAGGUUUUAUCAGCCUUCUAUGGUGGCAGAAGCAUCACACUCAAAUUGUUUAUCUCAAAUGCGAACAGAAUGCACUGGAGGAAUGUCAGAUGUUUCUCACUUUACCAUAGGAAAUACCAGCUAUGGACAGACACCUGUUGCAGGCACUGAGAGGCUUCAGGUCAAUUUUACAAGGGAAGGCAGCACUCAAUCUGAUCAUAUCCCAUUAUCAAAUGAUGCUUCUCCAAAGGGCAUCAAGCAACUAGACUACAGGUCUCAGAAGAGGAGAACGUUUGACCUUCAACUGCCAGCUGAUGUAUAUAUAGACAUUGAAGAUAGUGAUGAAUAUGGGCAGACAAAUAUCACUGAGCCAUCAUGUAGUUCUAGUAUUCUCAAGAAUGGAACUUGCUCUCUCUAUUCUGAGAAUGAUGUGAAGCUCACUCUAGCGAGUAGUCACGGAGAAGACCAUUACAUGUCGAAGUCACCAACACAAGUCAGUGUAUCAGCCUGCAGCACAGUCGAUAUAAGUAAAUCUACAACAGAAAUGUGUUUUGAGAGACACGAAAACUCUGCGUUUGUUCAGUUACUUGGCUUCAAGACACACAGUGAAUGUAGCCAAGGGCACCAUUCUUCGGUGAGAUCAAAUACACUUUUUGUGGAUAGGCACAGUGAUCAACAGGCUACUUCAGAGUUCUUGUAUGCGAAUGUACACACAAAAAGAGAAUGGCCAUUCUCUAGUCAUGAAUCUGGUGGGAAUGGGAGCUCUGUGUUUUUUCUCGAUCAGACAUCCUAUAAUUAUGAUGUCUCAACAUCUAGAGCAUUACAAUUGAACACUAAGAGAUGUGGCAGAAGUUUUUCAUUUGAUUGUAAUAACCCGGAGAUACGAUCUAGACAAGAGUCAACUCAUGAUGUCCAGGCACCUGUAAGGGCCCCUCACUUUACCUGCUCAAAUUCAGGUCUGAUGUCUCCUUCAAUGCCUUCUUCAAUCACAAUUCCCCAGGCCGAUUCAACCAGUUAUGGAUCUUCAUUUAUUUCAUCUUGGAGAAAACCUGCCACCAGCAUAAGCAACGAGACACUUGCGAUUCAAACACUUCCAUGCUGCAGUGGAUCAUCAAAUCCUAGUAAUGAGAUGUUGAGUUCCAAGGUAGAUGCUCAGAUUCCUAUUCCUUGUGAAUGGUGGCAAUAUGGUAGGAACCUGACCACAAGCCAAGAAUCUGGUUUUGAUGUCUAUCGGACAAAUGGAUUUCACCAUGGUUUUCGACCAGAUUCUCAUUUUGUACUACAUUCAAAAGUUGUAUCUAGUGGGCCAGACCAGACCGAUGAUAGUAAUGAAGGACUUCAUGAUUAUACAUCUGGAAGCUGUGUAAAGGGUUUUGCAAGCAGAGAUUUGAAAAGUCCAACAAACAUGAACAUAAAUCAAGUAUUUCCAAGUGGUAUUGAAGAUGUUGAGGAUAAAUACGACAAAUUGUCAGUGGGUUCAUCUUGUCUCGGAAAGAAGAUAUCUUGUAAUUUGUCUGUUGGCUUGAACAAACAUGCCUCCAAAGUGGCUUUUAGCUUCUCAAGUGGACAACCUCAGCUUAAUUCCAGAUCUGAUGCCGUUGCUCCAGACAUUGGGAGGAAAGUAGAAAAGGAGCUAGAUUAUUCUCUCUGUAAUCUGCAGGAAGUCAUGCCAAGUUGUCAGUUUAAGGAUCACAAGAUGCAGGGAAAUGAAGUUUCUGAAAACAAUGGCGAAAAAAUCCUUCGUCUUUUUGUUCAUGAUAAAAAUCAGCAAAUUAACAUGUCUGUUUCUGUUGGACAUAUGGAAAAACAUUUAACUGACAAUACCAAGAUUAUGAUAAAUGAUGACAUGACCUUCACAGACUUGGGAUGUGAUCCAAAAGUCCUAAAAUCGCAGACAGAUAUUCAUGUUGGUGACUCGGUCACUGAAACAUGUCAUGGGGAGUGCAAACGGAGCUUUAGGAAUCACAUUGAUCUGAAUGUUGAGUUAGCAUGUACAGAUUAUCCCAUAUCUUCAGUGAAACUACCUCAAGGCGAGAUAGUGGUUCAGUCAUCACACUGUAUACCAAGCUUUGGUGCAAAAAUUGCUUCUAACAUUGAUUUGGAGGCACCGAUAUCCCAGUAUGAAAUGGGUAUCAUAAAUAAGCAGAGAUACAUCCCAUUAAGCGAGAAAGAUGGUUCAAAGGAAAAGGACUACUCUGUCGAUGCACUAAUUAGAUUGGCUGCAGAGAAUUUGGUUGCUAUUUCUAUAGAUUGCAAUGGAUGUUUGCCUGGAUUUGACACCUUGUCUUGGUUUGCGGAAGUUGUAUCAUGCAGUGCAGAAAAUCCAAUGCUUCUGGGUAAUGUGGGAGAUGGUGGUACAAAAUCUUCAGAUGAUGAUGAUUUUGAUCUUUUUGAAGCCAUGACGCUGACCCUUGAAGAAAUUAAGGUGGAUCAGUAUUGGUCUAGACCUAAAGAGCUCGAUGACAAAGAUGUUAAGAAAGACAAAGGAGAUGUAGGUUUAGCUUCAUUGCUUCUCACAAAGCCUCGGCGUGGCCAGGCACGAAAGAGGAGGCAGCGGAAGGACUUCCAGAGAGAUAUCCUGCCAGGGCUAGCAACACUGUCAAGGCACGAAAUAACAGAGGAUCUUCGAACCAUUGGGGUGAUGAUGCAAGCAACAGGUAGCCCUUGGCAGACAGCUUUAACAAGAAGGACCAAAGGUCAGAAUCAAAUGACCUGCAGAGCAAAGGGAAGGAGGCAACCUAGAAGUUUGGCCAUCACCAUCAAGGAGAUUCACGUCAGCCCCCCUCUGCAUCCACAACCCGGUAAUUUUGAAGUAGGAGUUAAUGACAGGAGCAUGAUCGGAUGGGGAAGGAUAACAAGGCGGCCGCGCAGGCAGAGAUGCCCUCUUGGCAGUCUCCCUCUACCUCUAACUUAGGAGGAGCACCAAAGUUGCAAUGUUCAUUCCAUGGAGGAAUUCAACACUUUUGUUCUUUGAGGUGCAAAUGGAAUUAUUAUAUAUCGUCUUCAUAAGCUUGUCGGUUUCAGAAUAAAUGCUGCAUUGCUUCAUGAAGCUGCGAAGAUUCUGACUGAAGACUAGAGAAGUGAACUAGUUCAGUGAUUUCCAUGUAAUCUAAACUCAUUGUAAAACUGCUGAUUGAUAUGCUGCAUUUCUUGCCCCUCCUUCUUGUUGCUGCUGCAACAAAUCAAAAUGCUUUUUUAUGUGGAUCUGCCAUGGUUCCUCUCACUCAGACAUGAUAUUUAGAUGUUGGUUUUUCUGCA
Musa acuminata subsp. malaccensis (wild Malaysian banana) is the source of this 5142-nucleotide messenger RNA. The record is from RefSeq and is a predicted model, not a curated record. NCBI's taxonomy places the organism in Eukaryota, Viridiplantae, Streptophyta, Magnoliopsida, Zingiberales, Musaceae.